Gadus macrocephalus (Pacific cod) is the source of this 1027-nucleotide messenger RNA. RefSeq names its product guanine nucleotide exchange factor VAV3-like. The transcript is spliced from 5 exons. NCBI's taxonomy places the organism in Eukaryota, Metazoa, Chordata, Actinopteri, Gadiformes, Gadidae. Gene Ontology annotation, cellular component: cytoplasm; plasma membrane. The coding region runs from base 379 to 873 and encodes 164 amino acids. Gene Ontology annotation, molecular function: guanyl-nucleotide exchange factor activity; protein binding. The record is from RefSeq and is a predicted model, not a curated record. Gene Ontology annotation, biological process: regulation of GTPase activity; cell migration.
AGAGAGAGAGAGAGAGAGAGAGAGAGAGAGAGAGAGAGAGAGAGAGAGAGAGAGAGAGAGAGAGAGAGAGAGAGAGAGAGAGAGAGAGAGAGAGAGAGAGAGAGAGAGAGAGCAGGGAGGGAUGGUCGAGUCCACAUCCUCCCCAUAAGCUGACUGUCCUCCUGGUCCGCAUCGCCUCGCCGUCGGAGCGGUGAACGUCUGCUUCCCCUUUCAGCGAUGACACAGAGAAGUCGCGUCCCGCCCUCUGUCCGCCGCGCUGUUUCGUCUCCGUCGUGUUUUCAGCAAGGACUCAGCAUCAUGGCUACAUUAUAAUAUAAAGUAACCGUGUCAACACUGCCUUUCUGACAUAAUCUCAUUAGAUCGCCCACUCACCUCACCAUGAUGGAGUACUGGAGACAGUGCGCUGUGUGGUUGAUCCACUGCAAGGUGUUGCCCGCCACCCACCGGGUCACCUGGGAGUCCGCACAGGUCUUCGACCUGGCCCAGACCCUCCGAGAUGGGGUCCUCCUGUGCCAGCUUCUCAACAACCUCCGACCCCAUUCCAUCAACCUGAAGGAGAUCAACCUACGGCCACAGAUGUCACAGUUCCUGUGCCUGAAGAACAUCAGGACGUUCCUAGCGGCGUGCAGUGACAUAUUUGCCAUGAAGAAAAGUGAUCUCUUCGAGGCUUUUGACCUUUUUGACGUCAGGGACUUUGGAAAGGUUAUGGAUGCACUAUCCAAACUGUCCCAUAAAGGAGCUACACUGCAAAAUGGAAUCAGGCCGUUUCCAACAGAGGAGAGUGUUGAGGACCAGGACAUCUACAACCAUCUGGAGGACCUCAUAGAUAAGAACGGCGUGGAGGAUGAAGAGGACCUCUAUGAUUGUGUUUAAGAGAGGAUGAGGAAGGAGGGGACAUCUACGAGGACCUGAUGAAGACGAAUGUCAUCCUCCGCCGGUCAGCCUCCCCCUCAUCCUCUUCUUCAUUUGAAGAAGAGGAUUAUAACAUGUUGUAACAUUAACAAGGCAGCACUUCCCACUGUUCCAC